AUGGAACUAAGCGGAAAUGGGCUUUUGGUGGCUUCUAAAAAUCAAAUAAUCAAUGACAUUACCCAAAUAUCGCCAGCCCGGGAAAUAACAAUGAACCAAUCGGAAAUGGCUAACAGCCUGAAAUUGACUGAUUUCAAAUUUUAUCUGUGUUAUUUGACAACUAUUUUGCUGUGUAUUAUCGCAAUAAUCCUUAAUUAUAAUGAUGGGGAAGUCAAUCUUAAAGAGUUCAUAUUUGGAACAUCAAUACUUUCAGCAAGUUUUUUGCUUUGCUGUAUCUCAUUUAUUAUUGAAAUGAAAUUCGGCCCAGGAUUGCUUGAUAUCCUCUUUGAAGAAAAAUAUAUGGAAAAAAUAAAAAUAAAUUAAAUUUUUUUGAGCUUUUAUUAAUAAGUAUAGAUGAUCACUGCCAAGUCUAUUAUAUUUAAUAGCAGGAACUGCUAUAAUUUUAUCUGAUCCUAAUACUUAUAGCACCAUUAUGGACGAAGAUGAUAGUAAAGGUUGUAUGCCUAGUCUCUCCGCCAUUGCUAUUAUUUUAGUUGUUUCUCAUAAAAGGAUUAAAAAUCAUAGAAACUUCGAAAUAACGAGUGGAUUACUUCUAAUUUUUGCUUUUUUCCUGAAUCUUGCAGGAAAUCAAAGCAAGAAUCUUACGAUUUUCCAGUUUUUUUCGAUUUUAAUUGUUUUUGGAUUUCUCAUUAUAAGUCUCCAAGAACCGAAAAAAGUCCAUACCCAGUAUCUUGAAAUCGCAAAAGAUAGCCAAAGUUUUAUAUCGGAAAACGAUUUAAAAACUGAUGGAAUUAUCCAUGGAGCCAAGAAACAAGCUGAUACUGUGAUAGAAGAAAUUGUAGACGCUAUAAAUUCAUCAAUAGAAUCAUUAAAGAUUAUCAGUGAAUCUAGCUCCUCAUUUUGAAGCAAGGAGCUAAUAUAUUUUUUAAAUACAAUUAAUAAUUGUUAUUAGGAGAUUCUGUAGCUGAUUCUAGAGAGCUUGUAAUAAAAUCUAAAAUUUAAUAAAUUUAAUUUUUAUAUAAUUUAAAAGCAAUUAUGACUCGAUUUUCAAGGUUUCUUUAUUUCGAAAAUUUAUCAUAAUUUAAUUUUUCAGAAGUUCUUACCUCAUACUGAUAUAUGGUUUUAAUAUAAAUUUUUAAAAAACAAAAAAUAAAUGCUUACUUUUAAAAAGGGGAAGAGUAAGGAUCCUAAGGCCAAAGAGCAAGCAAUUGCUUCGACAGGAAUUUUGAGAUCAAUUUUGGCAAGACUAAGGAGAAGUACUAAUGUUUAUUAUAUCUUUUAAACUUGAUUACAAAAAACUUCAAAUCGAUUAUUUUUAAAAUAAAUUAUUCAUUUUAAGAUGGAUAUCUAAAUAUAGAAAAUAUUACUAACUCCCUCAUGGCUCGAGAUAGUAUAAAAUAAAUUCCUAUUUUGGAGUAAGAAAUUAUUUUAAUAUAAUUGUUUUUAUAAAUAAUAUUUAAUAUUUAAAUAAUAAUCGUAAUAUUGAGACCUCCAACUAAUUAUAUUUCAUUUAUAAAUUAAAUUAAAUAAGACUUUUGAUUUCUAAUCUAUUUAAAGUGGAUGUUUAAGUAUUCAAAAAUUCUUUAUAAAAAAUUAAAACAAAUCUUAGUCAGGGGAUUAAAGGUUUAGAUGAGCAAGACAAAAUUUAUAUUGAGCAGACUUUUGUGUCAAAAAGAGGCGGAACAGUUUACAGUCUCCCCCCAAGAGAAAGAUCUCUUAUAAAAAUUGACUCAAUAUAUGGUGUAGCCGAACUUCAAGGGGUUUUAAGCCAAAUUGGUAGAGAAUGGGAUUUUAACACAUUUUUUGUGAGUGACUGCUCUGGUGAAAGACCUUUACAAACCUGUGGAUAUUACGCUAUAGUUAAAUACGGAAUAAAAGAUAUCUUUAACAUGAGCGAAAACACACUCAUAAAUUUUUUAAAAGAAUUAGAAGGCAGAUACAAUAAUAACAACCCUUAUCAUAAUUCUUGUCACGCAGCUGACGUGAUGUGCUCAUUUCUCUAUAUAGUUUUCAAUACUUUUAUUCUUGAAGAAAUCAAUAGCUUACUCAUUUUUUUAAAAAAAGUAAAAAAGCCUAUAAAUUUUCGAAAAAAAUUAUUAUAGGAAAGUUAGAACUUUUAGCAGGAAUUAUUACAUCAUUAGGCCACGAUGUCGGUCAUCCAGCUAAAAGCAAUCGUUUCCUUAUAGUAACAAUGGACGACCUCGCUAUCCAAUUUAACGACAUCAGUGUCCUCGAAAUGCAUCAUGCCUCCAUUGUAUUUAAAAUCCUAAAAGAGCAUGCUUAUGACCUAAUAAAAUCAAUAGACCCUGACAGAUGGUCAUUAGUCCGUAAAAUGAUCAUUGAAAUGAUUUUAUCGACAGAUUUAGCCAAACAUUUUGAAAUUGUUAGCCAUUUUAAGGCAAAAUAUUUGUCAAUAAAUGACCGCCAAGAUAUGAAUGAUCCUGAUUUUAGAUUUGAUAUGUUUAAAAUGACUAUAAAAGUGGCAGAUGUGGGGCAUGCAGCGAAAAAAAGAGAUUUACAUGUAAAAUGAUGUGCAUUGAUAAUUCAGGAAUAUUUUGAUCAAGGAGAUGUAGAAAAAGCGAUGGGGAUACAAGUGUCUAUGUAUUGUGAAAGGGAGACGACUGAGAUAGCGAAGACGCAGAUUGGAUUUAUUAAAAACAUUGUGGUGCCUUUGUAUCAAACUUAUAAUAUGCUAGCGUUUUGCCCUAGCAUUAAAGAAAAACUACUAGUGCAGCUUGAAGAAAACGAAAAAUUCUGAAUAUCUCAUCAUCAUCCUAACAGACGCCAAACUUCGAUAGAUGGAGCUCCGCAAGAUGAGAAUUUAGAAGAAUAUGAAAGGCUUUUUAAGAGCAUUCAGCGAGGCAGAAGAGGAAGUUUGCCAGAAAAAUAUCUUUCUUAA
Molecule: messenger RNA, 2899 nt
Organism: Blepharisma stoltei
Lineage: Eukaryota; Ciliophora; Heterotrichea; Heterotrichida; Blepharismidae
Source: the annotation of a GenBank genome assembly